Nerophis lumbriciformis (worm pipefish) is the source of this 809-nucleotide messenger RNA. RefSeq lists its product as uncharacterized. Lineage: Eukaryota; Metazoa; Chordata; Actinopteri; Syngnathiformes; Syngnathidae. The record is from RefSeq and is a predicted model, not a curated record.
ACUUUUGAGGCGCACGUCGGAGUUCUGGUCAGUCAAUGUCUGUUUAGAAGUUGUGAUUAGUUUUAAUAUUGCAGACGUUUGAGGACUUAACCUGAACAGACAUGUAUUGUCAAUGCCUUAUUCUGCUCAUGUUGGCUCAAACAUCGCUGGUUCUCCCGGUUCUUGUCGAUAGGAUCAAUGUUCAGAUCCAGCAGCCGGUCGUUUUGGGUCAUCGGCCCGUCACCGGGCGAGUCCUUCUCAAUGGAGUCCCCAUUCUUGCCACCAACCAGGAGCUCAGCAGCAUUCUUCAAAGAAUGUCAGCUGAUUUACUCGCUCUUAGACUCCUCAGUGGAAACCAGUCGGCAUUGCUGAGGAACCAAAGCUACCUUUGGUCUCGUGACUGCACACAGGAGGGGUCCGAGCUGCAGAGGACAGAUCGUUUUUUCUACGACGGUGUGGUCUACCUGUCUCUGAACCACAAUGGCACUUGGACAGCUCACACUCCGCAAGCAGCGGCCCUCAAAGCGUUGUGGGAGCGAGUGGCGCGGAGCUCACUGGAGGACGAAUGCAUGAUCCUGAUGAGGGAAUUGAAGCUUUCUGAAGAGCAGCCAGAGCCAGAGAUUCCUUCCCCGCAGUUUUUGAUCUCAAUCUUGGCACUUCUGGCCUUCACUGGGCUUGUUGGCAUCAGCUUCCUCCUCGCCACUAAACAGGGUUUGACUUUCCCUGGGGGGGUUCCUGGAUCUAUCGUACACUACCCUAAGAACAUGGCAGAGCUGAAUUCAGCGAUAAAAUCCAAUGAUUAUCAUACCUUUAUAAAUUAUUAACUUUUA